Messenger RNA from Penicillium alfredii, 456 nucleotides. Its product is annotated as MARVEL domain-containing protein. The transcript has 3 exons. Gene Ontology annotation, cellular component: membrane. The record is from RefSeq and is a predicted model, not a curated record. The coding region runs from base 1 to 456 and encodes 151 amino acids. Lineage: Eukaryota; Fungi; Ascomycota; Eurotiomycetes; Eurotiales; Aspergillaceae.
AUGCAGAUUCCAUGGGUCUAUCCGGUGCGGAUCGCACAGGCCAUCCUCGGGUUGAUUGUACUCGGGUUGACCGCAUAUGUGGUUGACUCCUUUCGCGAUGAAUGGGCUUUCUCGGACACGGUCAACUUCAUGCUGUUCCUGGGGUGUUGGACCGCCUUGAUUGCAGUCCCUUAUCUCGCCACCGCGUCGAUGUGGUUCCGUAUUGCGCAUCACCUGGUUAUACCUGCGAUCGAGAUCAUCACGAUGAUCUUCUGGUUUGCGGGCUUCAUCACCAUGGGCGCUGUACUGCCUCCGCCACGGGCCUGUCGGUGGAGUACUUGUCGCGCCCUUCAGGCCACCACCGUCUUUGGAUCAUUUGAAUGGGUACUGUUUGCCGUGACAUGUUAUUUCUCGAUCAUCGACCUGAGGAAUCACGGGAACACGAAACAACAUAGUAAUGCGCAUCUCGGGGUUUGA